Molecule: messenger RNA, 1786 nt
Organism: Rhinolophus ferrumequinum (greater horseshoe bat)
Lineage: Eukaryota; Metazoa; Chordata; Mammalia; Chiroptera; Rhinolophidae
Gene: CMTM3
Product: CKLF like MARVEL transmembrane domain containing 3
Exons: 5
Coding region: 97-645 (182 amino acids)
Cellular component (GO): membrane
Source: RefSeq, a predicted model, not a curated record
CCUUUUCUCUCCUUCCGCACAGCCUGGGUUUCCGCUUCCCUCCCGGGUUCGCGGGCAGAGGGAGCGAGGCCAAGCGUUGUCCGUGCCGCCGUCGCCAUGUGGCCCCCAGACCUGGACCCCGACCCGGACCCCGACCCCGCCGGCCGCUCCCCGCCCGGCGCGCCCGUCCCGGGGCUCCGCGCCCUCCUGCCAGCGCGCGCCUUCCUCUGCUCGCUCAAAGGCCGCCUCCUGCUGGCGGAGUCGGGUCUCUCCUUCAUCACCUUUGUCUGCUAUGUGGCGUCCUCAGCAUCUGCCUUCCUCACAGCGCCCCUGCUGGAGUUCCUGCUGGCCCUCUUCUUCCUCUUUGCUGAUGCCAUGCAGCUGAAUGACAAGUGGCAGGGAUUGUGCUGGCCCAUGAUGGACUUCCUACGCUGUGUCACAGCGGCCCUCAUCUACUUUGCCAUCUCCAUCACCGCUGUUGCCAAAUACUCGGACGGCGCUUCCAAAGCAGCCGGGGUGUUUGGCUUCUUUGCCACCAUCGUGUUUGCAGUUGAUUUCUACCUGAUCUUUAAUGACGUGGCCAAAUUCCUCAAACAAGGGGACUCUGCAGAUGAGACCACAGCCAACAAGGAGGAAGAAGAGAAUUCCGACUCCGACUCCGAUUGAAGGCCUGCCCUGCCCUGGCAACCCGAGCCACGCAGGCCUUCACUCCUGCACUCUGACCCGCUGGCCGGAGCGUGGCCAGGGGACCGGCUGUGUUGGGGAGGCUGUGACUUCUCAAGCAGCAGCGGGAGUUGCUGAUAGAGCGGGCCUCCUCACAGCCCCCAGGGGAUGUUCCUGAGCCCCGCACACAAGACGGAUCCCCUUGGCUUAGCGUCUCUAACCACUGCACAGGAGGGCAUUGUGAAUAUUCCGCCACUCCUCCACAUUUCCGUCCCACAGACCGUAAGCCCUUUAACCUCUGCCAAACAUAAGCACAAAGGACAAAGCAGAUAGAGCCUUGCUACCCAGGAAGCAUUUCUGGGAAGCACUUCAUGCCAGGAGCGGGGGGACAGGAUGGGACAGGGGACAAGUAAGACAGAAACCACUGUGGGGCCAACCCAGCAGGCCCCAGUGGCUUUUGUCUGCAUUGGUGCCCCUGCUCAUGCCAGACACUUUUGUUGAGAAUGAUCCUUCCAAGAUUUUUUGGUUCAAGGAGCAUCCGUUUUCAUUCUUGAAGCAGGGAGAAAAACUGACCUUUGCCCUAUCAUCUAAGAGAAGAGUGGGUCUUAGUGCCCAUAACUGCCACCUCACACUCCUGGAGACCAUGUCUUCUCCAGGUGACAUGACCAUUCUGGGUCUAAGACUUUCAAAGAAAAGCUCGUAGAUUACCAGGUCCAAAAGAUGAAGGUACCAAAGGAUGAAAUAGCAGUGACAGCGUCCUGGGUAGCUGGGCAGGCCCAGCCAAACCCUCUCUUUCCCUGGGGGCCCACCAGCAGGCAACAGGCUCUUGGGCAGUCAGGACAAUGCUUCGAGGCACCAGAGCAGGUCUUCUGACCACCUCAUGAGGUGAAACGUGCUUUCUGUGUCCCCUAAGCACCUAUGCUGUGUAUAUAUAUCUUCAGUGGGAUUUUUGUAACUUUAUAUAAUUUUUUUUUACACAAAAGCUGCUUCUUAAAUAGCAUUUCCUGUGACCUAAGAGGCCUCAUGAAUGAGCCAGAGUUCUGGACCCCUUUUUGAGCAUUUGUAACUUGUGUUCUUCUCUUGCAUGUGAGUCUCCUACCCUGAAAAAAAGCCAUAAAGGAUUAAAAACCAGACUGACCACCUG